AUGAAUGAAUCUUUAAUAAAGGAUUAUGAAGGCGGUAAAGUAAUAGUGGGUAGUAUCCCUCCUUUACUGAAGAGAGGACAAGUUCAGCAAGUAAAAAGACACAUAAAGAGGCAGAUCAAAAAUAACUUGAUAAUGACUGAUUAUAGUAGUGUACCUGUGGAGAAACUUCUAAAAACAGGUUUCCAAGUGUUGUACGAUGAGAAGGACCCCAAGAAAGCAUUAGAGAUUUAUGACACAGUAUUAUCCAAAUAUCCAAAUAAUACAAAGGCAUUGGUCUACAGAGCUGCAUCCUUAGAAAAAUUAUAUUUUGGUGAGAAAGAAAGUCAUCUAGAUAGUGUUAUUGAAGAUGCGCAUGAAACACUAUCUAAAGCACUUGUCGUUGCACAGGGGAGAGGUGACCGUGAACGGAUCGCAUUUAUAUACUUUAGGAUAUUUAUUCAUUAUUUCAAUAGAAAGAUGUAUCCACAGGCAGAAAAUUUCUUCAAACUUGCUAAAGAGCAUGGUUAUAAUGAUGCAACUUUCUCAAUGUGGGAGCAAAGAUUGCAAAGUAAAUUAGCCAAAUUAACUUCAAAUAAUUCACAGAGUGUCAAUGUUGCAAAACUGGAAGUGCCUGAGUCGAUAUCUUCAUUGCCUGUUCAGGAAGAGAAAGUUACAUUCAGGUCAGAUUGGUAUCAAACACCUAAUUAUGUCACAAUUUCAUUGUUCACUGACAAUUUGCCAUCAUCAACUGACGAUGUCAAGAUUGAAAUCCCUGAUGGUCAAAAUUUAUGUGUAUCUUUCAAAAUCGCAUCAAAAGGUUCAGAGUUUCAGUACGAAACCAAACUAUCUCAUAAGAUAGAGAGUGGAAAUAUCCAAUGUAAAGUGUUUACUAAGAAAAUAGAGAUUGUCUUUGAAAAAGUACAGAAAAGAGUUACAUGGCAUACCUUAAGCGUAGAAGAGAAAACAUCAGCAAUCCAAAAGACCCCGAAAGACAAGAAAGAUUGGUCAAAUAUAGAUAUAGAUGAGGAGGACGAGGAUGGAAAUGAGGAAAAUGGUAGUGCAGAUGCUUUUUUCCAAAAAAUUUAUGCAGAUGCGGAUCCUGACACAAGAAGAGCCAUGAUGAAGUCUUUCGUAGAAAGUAAUGGUACUACACUAAAUACAAGUUGGGGUGAUGUCAAAGAUGCUACAGUGGAAACCGUACCGCCUGAGGGAUCGGAACUAAAGCAUUUCUGA
Maudiozyma barnettii is the source of this 1212-nucleotide messenger RNA. It is a transcript of the gene SGT1, whose product is annotated as co-chaperone SGT1. Gene Ontology annotation, biological process: protein stabilization. The record is from RefSeq and is a predicted model, not a curated record. Gene Ontology annotation, molecular function: protein-folding chaperone binding. NCBI's taxonomy places the organism in Eukaryota, Fungi, Ascomycota, Saccharomycetes, Saccharomycetales, Saccharomycetaceae. Bases 1 to 1212 code for a protein of 403 amino acids. The transcript has a single exon.